UUGAGCUUUUAUUUUGAAGAAGAUCUCGAACGCAAUUGAGUCCAUUCACAAAACUCCGACUAGCCGAUCAGCUGUCAAAUUCCACUCCCAGCCUUGGCACUGAAUUAAGCAUCUUUAAACGAAUACAAGAAACCAUCAAUCCUUAAGAUGUCAUCUAACAACAUGGCAGAUCCGAAAAGACAAAACAAGAUAUUAAGGUACAAGCCCCCUAGCACGGAGGCAAACCCCACCCUGGAGGACCCGACGCCGGACUACAUGAAUUUGUUGGGGAUGAUUUUCAGCAUGUGCGGCCUGAUGCUCAAGCUCAAGUGGUGUGCGUGGAUUGCGGUGUACUGCUCCUUUAUCAGUUUCGCAAACUCCCGCAGCUCAGAAGACACCAAGCAGAUGAUGAGCAGCUUCAUCUCUGCAGACAUAAGCAGCAGCCCUGUAAAUGUGUUCAGAAGAUCUAGAAUGUUCAGAAGAUCUAGAACUUGGCGUACCACACCUGGCAUUGUAACACAAGGCCGUCCUCCGAGCAGGCUGUCCAUCUCGGCCGUGGUGAUGUCAUACCUCCAGAACCCUCAGCCCAUGUCGCCGCCUUGGUGACCAAGCGUCCAAUCGCACAGGGAAGGGCGGUGCCAGACUGCGAGUGGGAGACUGACAGCUGAUUCGCCCACUAGCCAUCUGGGAAAUGAAAAGAGAGAGAUAUGGAGACUCGAAACGAGGGUGGAGCCUGAAGAGCAGCCCAACAGCCCUCGUCAUCUUCUUCUUCUUCUUCUUCCUACUUCAGAUGCAAAGCAGUUUUUUACCGUUUUCCAUUCACCCAUUUACAAGUUCAUUUGUUCGAAAAUAAAAGUGUAAUUUUUUUAAAAGGGUGA
This is a messenger RNA of Osmerus eperlanus (European smelt), 857 nucleotides long. It is a transcript of the gene wdr83os, whose product is annotated as WD repeat domain 83 opposite strand. Gene Ontology annotation, cellular component: endoplasmic reticulum membrane. Gene Ontology annotation, biological process: protein insertion into ER membrane. The transcript is spliced from 5 exons. Lineage: Eukaryota; Metazoa; Chordata; Actinopteri; Osmeriformes; Osmeridae. Gene Ontology annotation, molecular function: protein folding chaperone. The coding region runs from base 148 to 585 and encodes 145 amino acids. The record is from RefSeq and is a predicted model, not a curated record.